This is a messenger RNA of Doryrhamphus excisus (bluestripe pipefish), 2644 nucleotides long. RefSeq names its product histone acetyltransferase KAT5. Gene Ontology annotation, cellular component: NuA4 histone acetyltransferase complex. Gene Ontology annotation, molecular function: histone H4K16 acetyltransferase activity. Gene Ontology annotation, biological process: double-strand break repair via homologous recombination; regulation of DNA-templated transcription. Lineage: Eukaryota; Metazoa; Chordata; Actinopteri; Syngnathiformes; Syngnathidae. The record is from RefSeq and is a predicted model, not a curated record.
CCGGCAUUUUCCCACAACUCCCUGCUCCAGCUCGCACCGAUGACGAAAAUGGCGGACAGCGCAUCAUCGGUCGAAAUCGUCGAAGGCUGUCGCCUUCCUGUUCUUCGUAAGAACCAGGAACACGAAGACGAGUGGCCUUUGGCCGAGAUUCUAAGUGUAAAGGAAGUCUCUGGAAGGAAGCUCUACUAUGUUCACUAUAUUGACUUCAACAAGCGUCUGGACGAGUGGGUCACAUCGGACCGGCUGGACAUGAAAAAGCUCCAGUUUCCCAAGAAGGAAGCUAAAACGCCAACAAAGAAUGGUCUUCCAGGUUCGCGUCCCAGUUCACCUGAGCGAGAAGUGAGGAAGAGUCUAGAUCUACAAACUGCCACAGCUCCUUCCAGAGGCAAAACUCUCCCCACUCCGAAGAGGAAAGUGGACACGGUCCCCUUGGUGACGCAGGUACCCCCAGCUCCCCCAGUGCCGUCUCUGCCAAGUUCAGCAGAGGCCUCUCAGGCGUCUGUUUUCCCUGUUGCAAGAGAGACCAACACCUUCAAGACCCGAGAAGACCAUGAGCAACUCUCUUCCCUCACAACAAACGGGACCGCUCGAAGACUCAUACCUUCUCAGCCUGGCAGGAAAAGGAAAGCUAAUUGUGGAGCUACUGAUGAGAUGAUAAAGGUUUUGCAGUAUAACAAGCCCCAAAGUGCCAGUGUCUUUCUACCACCACCAGAGGAUUCACAGGACAGCUCUGACGGUAUCCCGUCCGCUCCGCGCAUGACGGGCAGUCUGGUGUCGGACCGUAGCCAUGAUGACAUCGUCACCCGAAUGAAAAAUAUUGAGUGUAUUGAGCUUGGGCGUCACAGGUUGAAACCGUGGUACUUCUCACCGUACCCACAGGAACUUACGUCGCUGCCCAUUCUCUACCUCUGUGAAUUCUGCCUCAAGUACCUCAAAAGUCUCAAGUGUCUGCAGAGACAUUUGACCAAAUGUAACCUCAGACAUCCUCCAGGCAAUGAGAUCUACCGUAAAGGAACCAUCUCUUUCUUUGAGAUUGACGGCAGGAAAAACAAAAAUUAUUCCCAGAACUUGUGUUUGCUUGCAAAGUGUUUCCUGGACCACAAAACACUUUACUACGACACAGACCCUUUUCUCUUCUACGUAAUGACAGAGUAUGACUCCAAAGGCUUCCACAUAGUGGGGUACUUCUCUAAGGAAAAAGAGUCAACAGAAGAUUAUAAUGUGGCCUGUAUCCUUACUUUGCCUCCAUAUCAGCGGAGAGGUUACGGGAAGCUGCUCAUCGAGUUUAGUUACGAGCUGUCCAAGGUGGAAGGAAAGACGGGCACACCCGAGAAACCACUCUCGGAUCUGGGCCUGUUGUCUUAUCGCUCCUACUGGUCCCAGACCAUCCUGGAGAUUCUAAUGGACCUCAAACCAGACAAUGGAGAGAGGCCGCAGAUCACCAUUAAUGAGAUCAGUGAGAUCACAAGCGUAAAGAAGGAAGAUGUCAUUUCAACACUGCAGUACCUCAACCUCAUCAACUAUUACAAGGGCCAGUACAUCCUGACUCUGUCUGAGGACAUUGUGGACGGACAUGAAAGAGCCAUGCAGAAGAGACACCUGCGUAUAGAUCCAAAAUGUCUUCAUUUCACACCAAAAGACUGGAGCAAAAGGGGCAAGUGGUAGAGGCCCCAUCAUAACACAUGGACAGCAGAUGUGAAGCUGGGAUUAGAUAAAGGUUUCCUAAUACAGAAACCCUUUUUUUCAACCCAGGAUAAGUAUAAAAAAUGAACUGCAUAAGCUUUUAUUGUGAAUAUUCGUUAUAUAUUAGGACUCUCAAAGAGACUUGUGAACAGUGACUGUCAUCAAAAUCUGCAACACUCCCUCUACCGUGUCAUCUUCACAACAUUAAAUUCAUGUCGUGUUCAGUAGUAUUCAACAUCUACAAACUUACUGUACACAGAUUCUGGAGUACAGUAGCUUGAGUGCAGCAGGGAAAUAUGUACCAACAGUGAAAAGUAUUUUAGCCAAUUGAAUAUUCAUCUUUCUCUCAAGCCCUGUUUAUUAAGUGCAAAAAAAAUCUGUUUCAAUGCAAUGUUGAUGUAGCGGCCCGGCAACAGUUUUUUAUUACUUUUUCGAGAUGUAUAGUACCAAGCAACCAAGUAUGAAAUAAUGCCAGACCUAAUACUGUGUUGUGAACUCCUGUCAUGUUUUUAAUAGUGUGUUUUAGUGGUCCUUUCCGAUGCUGCUCAGCUCUCCCUAUACUGUCGACUAACUUGAUUCAUCUAAACGUUAUGGAAGCCCACUGGACUGAUGGUAUCUUUCAUGGUCUGAGUCACCAAAUGCCUCGGAAGUGUGGAAGUAGUUCCCUGCUGCAGAAUGUUUCAACUCUACUAACAGAUGCAGGCAGUUAAAAAAAAGAAUCUGUAUUUUAAGGCACCAGCAUAGACCAUAAAUUUACAGUAGUGUUGAACCAAGCCGUUUCUUUGUAUGUAAUAGUUUUAUGCUCCACUAUGCUGGUGAUUUUAUGUUUACCUUUGAAACGUGAUGUGCAAUGAGAUGAAUCACUUCCAUGCUCCGUGUAACUGUUCAUACCGGAUCUGAUUGUACACUUAGAACACAUAAGCCAUGUUGAACUGUUAGAACAAUGUAAAUUUGAUACACA